Oppia nitens is the source of this 1544-nucleotide messenger RNA. RefSeq lists its product as uncharacterized. Bases 112 to 1422 code for a protein of 436 amino acids. NCBI's taxonomy places the organism in Eukaryota, Metazoa, Arthropoda, Arachnida, Sarcoptiformes, Oppiidae. The record is from RefSeq and is a predicted model, not a curated record. The transcript is spliced from 2 exons.
UACGUUAUUUUAAAAAAAUAAUUUUAAUUAGUUUUUGUAUAAUAUAGGAGAGCAGUAGUAAUAAAUAUACAGUAAUUAGUUGUUAAACAAAACGACAUCCAAAAAAAAAAAAUGUCUAAAUUUAAUAUAUUUUGUAUAACUAUUAUCACAUUAAUUGUGAUUACCGCCGAAAUUGAUUGUCUGACCACUAAUCCGACGGCCAGACAGCUAAAAGAUGCCAUCAAAGUAUUGGACGAUUUUCUCAUUUAUCUUGAAAAUAAAAUAGCAUUGAAAUCACGUAACAUCGGGUCGUCGGCACCGGGCGAUGAUAGUGGUAAUAGUGCUAGACAACCAGCCUCACCAGCAGCACCUGCUCAACCAAUUAGUGUUGGCGGUAAUGGACAGCCAGCGCCGGCAGUUAAUAAAUCAUGCAAUCCCAGAACUAGCCCUAACAAUGGUGGACAGGGAGCUACUGCACCUCCUCCACCACCACCAAGCUUCCUACUCGGUGGUGGCGAUGGUCCACUAGCUAGCAAUGAUAGAAUAUUGAGUGGAGGACAAGCAGCUAGCAAUAACAGUGCUGCUGCUGCUGCUGCUGCUGCACCAGUAGCCAAUGUUAGUGUUGCCGGUGAUGGACAACCAGGACCGGCAGUUAAUAGAUCAUGCAGUCCGAAAACUAACCCUAACAAUGGCUUGAAUGGUGGACAGGGAGCUGCUGCUCCACCACCACCACCACCAUCAAGCUUCCUACUCAAUGGUAGUGGUAGUCCAGUAGCUAGCAAUGCUGGACCAGCACCAUUAGGUGGUGGACAAGUAGUAGCUAGCAAUAACAGUGCUGCUGCUGCAGCAUCAGUAGCCAAUGUUAGUGUUGGCGGUGAUGGACAGCUGGCAGAGCCGGCACUUAAUAGAUCAUGCAGUCCCAAAACUAACCCUAACACUGGCUUGAAUGGUGGACAGGGAGCUGCCGCUCCACCACCACCACCACCGUCAAGCUUUUUAUUAAAUGGACCAGUAGUUGGAGCACCACUGACUGGCCUGUUAGGUAACGCUAGCAGCAGUAGUAGUGGUGGAGGACAAGUAGCUAACGCUAGCAACAGUAGUAGUAGUGGUGGUGGACAAGUAGCUAACUCUAGCAGCAGUGACGGUAGUAGUGGUGGUCGACAUAUAGCUAACUCAAGCAGCAGUGGCAGUGGUGGACAAGUAGCUAAAGCUAGCAGCAGUAGUGGUCGACAUGUAGCUGACCCCAGCGGCAGCGGUAAUGGUGGACAAGUAGCUAACGCCAGUGUCAGCGGUAAUGGUAUUAGUGGCGGACAAGUAGCCAACUUAACCAUCAGUGGUGGUGCUCAAGUAGCUAACGCUAGCGUCAGUAGUGUAGGUGCUGGUGCUGGUAGUGGUAGUGUCCCGGUAGCCAACAAUGGUGGAUUGGUGGGAGGCGCCCUCUAAACAACAACAAAAAACACAGUAACAAUCCCUACCCCUAACCCCCAUCCCAAUGGGUUAUUAAUAUAAAAUUUUAUUUAUUUUUUUUUAAAUAAUAUUUGUCUAAAACUAACUAAAUUUAUAUU